Molecule: messenger RNA, 1029 nt
Organism: Lepus europaeus (European hare)
Lineage: Eukaryota; Metazoa; Chordata; Mammalia; Lagomorpha; Leporidae
Product: olfactory receptor 8B3-like
Exons: 2
Coding region: 1-1029 (342 amino acids)
Biological process (GO): sensory perception of smell; G protein-coupled receptor signaling pathway
Cellular component (GO): membrane
Molecular function (GO): olfactory receptor activity; odorant binding; G protein-coupled receptor activity
Source: RefSeq, a predicted model, not a curated record
AUGGCUCCUGGGAAUGGCUCCCUUGUGACUGAGUUCACCCUGAAAGGAUUAACAGACCAGCCAGAUCUCCAGCUGCCCCUGUUCUUCCUGUUUCUUCUCAUGUACGCGGUCACUGUGCUGGGAAAUUUGAGCUUGGUGACUCUGAUUGGGCUGCACUCACACCUUCACACCCCCAUGUACUUUUUCCUCUUCAAUUUGUUCCUCGUUGACCUCUGUUAUUCUUCUGUAUUUACACCCAAAAUGCUGGUGAACUUUGUUUCAGAGAGGAAUAUUAUAUCAUACAUGGGGUGCAUGGUGCAGCUCUACUUUUUUCUGUUCUUUGUCAUUUCUGAAUGCUAUGUGCUGACAUCAAUGGCCUAUGAUCGCUAUGUGGCCAUCUGUAACCCACUUCUCUAUACCAUAGUCAUGUCCCCUAAAGUGUGUUUCAGCCUUAUGCUUGGUUCAUACCUGAUGGCCUUUUCAGGUGCCACGACCCACACAGGAUGCAUGCUGAGACUGACCUUCUGCAACGCAAACACCAUCAACCACUAUUUCUGUGACAUCCUCCCAGUGAUGCAGCUCUCCUGCACCAGCACACACAUCAAUGAAUUGAUGGUUUUCAUUAUGGCUGGCAUCAACAUCAUUGUGCCCAGCCUCAUCAUCUUUCUCUCUUAUGGCUUCAUUCUCUCCAGCAUCCUCCAUGUCAAUUCUACUGAAGGCAGGUCCAAAGCCUUCAGCACCUGCAGUUCUCAUGUAAUUGCUGUUUCUCUGUUUUAUGGAUCAGGAGCAGUAAUGUAUCUUAAGCCAUCCUCUGCUGGAACACUGGAUGAGGGAAAAAUUUUUUCUGUCUGUUACACAAAUGUGAUUCCCAUGAUGAAUCCGUUAAUCUACAGCUUGAGGAACAAAGAUGUUAAAAUUGCCCUGAGAAAAACCUUAGGCAAGGUAGUAGUGCAGAAUAAUCUAGAUCAGUUCUGGACAGAAGCAAUUCUAUUUAGCACAUCUAAAGAGGAAUUUCCCCUAAUGUCUAUUGGAGAAUGGAUGUUAUCUUAA